GAACACGAUGCAUGUGGACGUAGUGACGCUGACUGCUGUCAUUCUUUGCUUCCCUUUGCUCACAUUAUGUGACCCACUCUAUGUUCUGUCAGCUCCUAAUCUGCUGAGGGUGGGUUCCUCAGAGAAUGUGUUUGUUGAGGCUCAGGAUUACUCUGGAAAAAACCUGAAUGUGAGGAUCUUUGUAAAGAACUACCCGAAGAAGAACCAGGAGUUACUGUCUAAAUCAGUGACACUGACUGCAGACAACAAUUUCCAAAACCUUACAGAUAUAAAGAUUCUGCGUGUUAGGGACUAUUUCAAUGACGAUCCUCUCGAGAAGCAGUAUGUGUAUUUACAAGCUCGAUUUCCAACCGUCACUCUGGAGAAGGUGGUCAUGGUAUCUUUCCAGUCUGGAUAUAUAUUCGUACAAACAGAUAAGCCCAUCUACACACCUACUAGCACAGUUAAUUACAGGUUCUUCUCCUUAACUCCUGAUCAACAAUCAUUUGAUGGAGCUUACAUCUUAGUCCAUGUCAUGAAUCCUCAAGGCAUCACAUUGAAAAGUUAUGACUUCCAAUUAGAACGAGGCAUCAAGAAUGACAACUUUGUUUUACCUGAACUUGCCAGCUCUGGCGUUUGGAAGUUGAUUGCAAAGUUCACACACACACCGCAAAAGAACUUCACUACUGAAUUUGAAGUUAUGGCAUAUGUGUUGCCAACCUUUGAAGUGACCUUAAAUACACGCAAACCAUUCUUCUAUGUAAAUGAAGACUCUCUUAAAGUAGACAUAUCAGCUAAGUACCUGCUUGGUAAUAGUGUCAGGGGAACUGCUUUUGUGGUGUUUGGUGUGAUAGAGAAUGAGAAAAAGAUCAGCAUUGCUGCCUCACUGCAAAGGGUUCAGAUAUUUGAUGGAGAAGGAGAGGCAGAGCUGACAACACAAAUGAUCAAGGCGAACUUCCCAGACAUCCAGCAGCUAGUUGGGAAAUCCCUCUACAUUUCAGUCAGUGUUUUAACAGAAACUGGCAGUGAAAUGGUGGAAGCACAUAAGAAAGGCAUUCAGAUUGUGACGUCACCAUACACCAUCCAAUUCAGAAGAACACCGCACUUUUUCAAACCUGGAAUGCCCUACGAUGUCUCUGUCUAUGUAACAAAUCCUGACCAAACACCUGCUAAGAAUGUGAAAGUUGAGGUCAAUCCAGGAGGGGUCAUGGGUCAAACAGGAGACAAUGGCAUUGUGAAAGUUACUGUCAACUCUCAGGAAGGAUCUUCCAUACUGGAGAUCAGUGCAAAGACCAAAAAUCCACAAUUAAGCGAUGAUCAGCAGGCAGUAAAGAAGAUGACAGCUCAGGCCUACAAAGGCAGCUCCAAGAACUACCUGCACAUCGAUAUUAAAACCGCAGAACUUCAGAUCGGUAAUCAAAUGAAAGUCUCUCUGAAUCUAGAACACAGCCCUGGAGUGAUAAACCCUGAUAUCACCUACAUGAUUUUGAGUAAAGGUCAGAUUGUUAAAGUAGGCAGGUCUAAACGAAGUGGACAAUUUCUAGUGACUCUGUCUCUACUUGUAACCAAAGACAUGGUGCCAUCCUUCCGCUUUGUGGCUUAUUACCACGUGGGCUCAUCUGAGGUGGUGUCUGAUUCAGUGUGGGUCGAUGUGAAGGACACUUGCUUGGGAACGCUCAAAGUUGAGAUGAAGGACCCAGCACAAAAUAGCCCAGGAAAACUUUUCAAAUUGAAAAUCACCGGAGACCCUGGAGCUAAAGUCGCGCUGGUCGCUGUAGAUAAGGGUGUCUAUGUCCUUAAUGACAAGAACAGACUCACUCAGACAAAGAUCUGGGAUGUCAUAGAGAAGCAUGACACCGGCUGUACGGCAGGAAGUGGAAAGGACAGUAUGGGGGUUUUCACUGAUGCAGGUCUGAUGUUUGAAUCCAACACUGCAGGAGGAACCAACACCAGGACAAAUAAUGAGUGCCCUGUCCCAUCUAAGAGAAAACGCAGAGCGCAGAGUCUUCUGCAGAUCACCACUACACUGGCUGGUCAGUACUCUGGUGAACUGAAGAAGUGCUGUGUGGAUGGAUUGCAAGACAAUAAACUCGGCUAUUCCUGUGAGCGGCAGGCUUCAUUCAUCGUAUAUGGAGAGGAAUGUGUUGAAGCCUUUCUGCACUGCUGCAGGAAGAUGAAACACCACACGGAGGACUUCGCAGAGAAAGAGUUGCUUCUGGCCCGCAGUGAGGAAGAUGAUUUUGAGAAGGAAUCAGAAGACGUGAUGGUGCGCACUCAGUUUCCUGAAAGCUGGCUUUGGAAGGAGAUUGAUCUUCCUGCUUGUCCACCAAACAGUUUUGUUGAAACAUCUACUUUAACAACUGAAACACUAAAAGACUCCAUCACAACCUGGCAGAUCACAGCCAUCAGCCUGUCCAAGACCUUUGGAAUAUGUGUGGCUGAUCCUCAUGAGAUCACUGUUAGAAAAUAUUUUUUUAUUGAUCUUAAUAUGCCUUACUCAGCAGUGCGCAAUGAACAACUGGAAAUAAAGGCUGUUCUUCACAAUUAUGGCGAUGAGAAGCUGACAGUGAAUAUUAGAUUUAGGACAUCUGAGGGUAUUUGCAGCAGUGCCAGCCAAAAACCAAAACAGAGGAUAAAAGUUUCCGUUGACUCCAUGUCCUCCACAGCCGUCCCUCUCAUCAUCAUCCCAAUGGAGCUGAACGAGCAGUGGAUUGAAGUUGAAGCACACAGCUUUGAUAGCAAAGACAAAAUUAUGAAGAAACUGAAGGUGGUGCCUGAAGGUGUGCUAACCGAAGCCCGGGAGAGAACUGAACAGAUCAACCCAUCUAAACAUCCAGGCGGCUUACAGGUCGUGUCUGUGAGGAGCAACAUUCCACCAAGAAAGGUUCCAAACACACCUGCUACCACAGUGAUCACAGUGAUAGGUCAGGAGAUGACACGCACAGUCGAGCAGGCCAUCAGUGGACAUUUUAUGGGUCAGCUCAUUGUCCAGCCCUAUGGAUGUGGAGAGCAGAACAUGAUCCGUAUGACUCUACCUCUCAUUGCCACUCAUUAUCUGGACAGCAUCAAUCAGUGGGAGGCUGUUGGCAUGGAGCGGCGUAAUGAAGCCAUUAACCACAUCAGAACAGGUUAUAAGGCGGAGUUAGCCUUCCGUAAAUCUGAUGGGUCAUACGGUGUCUAUUCAAACACACCGAGCAGCACAUGGCUGACAGCAUACGCAGCCAAAGUGUUUGCGAUGGCCAGUGAUCUGAUUGUCAUAGAGGAGAAUGUGCUCUGCAGCGCCCUCCACUGGCUGGCCACAAACAAACAGCUGCCAGAUGGCAGGUUUAAAGAAGACCAGGCUGUUUAUCUAAACAGUAUGGUUGGUGGUGUACACAAAGAUGCUGACGCCUCUCUGACUGCAUUUGUCCUGAUUGCCAUGCAAGAAGGUAGCAAGAUCUGUAAUGAACCUGUAAGUAAUCUUCAAAGCAGUAUGAAAAGAGCUGUUGAUUACCUGCUGCUGAAAGUUCACAGUCUGACCAGCGCUUAUGAUGUGGCUAUGACUUCUUAUGCUUUGGCCCUUGCUGGAAAACUCAAUAAAGACAUUUUGAAGAGACAUUCCACUGAAAGUAAAGAUGGAAUAUUUUGGAAAGUUCCUGGAGAACACCAUCACUCCCUAGGUGCUACAGGUUAUGCAGUGCUUGCCCUAGUAAAUGUAAAGGAUUUUGAGAGUGCUGGACAGGCAGUGCGUUGGCUGGGGAUGCAACAAACCCACUAUGGGGGUUACGGCACAACUCAGGCAACAAGCAUAGUCUUCCAAGCUGUGGCUGAGUACCGCACUCAGGUUAAGCAGCCAGACAUCAGUUUGAACCUGGAUCUGGCUGUAGAGGGGAGAAAAGACAAAACCACAAUUACUAUCCAACCAACCAACAUUCAUAUUUCACGCUCAGACAAGUUUGACAUUACGAAAAGUUUCAAUAUCACAGCUCAAGGGACCGGGGUGGCCAUGCUCUCGGUCUUUUCUGUGUAUUAUGCUCUGCCUGAAGAGAAGGACUAUGACUGUAAUGUGUUCGAUCUCAGUGUGCAGAUGGUGAAAGAACCUGCAGUGUCCUAUGAUGGAGCCUCUGAAAGCUACCAGAUCACUAUUGAAUACAUUUUCAAAGACCCGUCAAAAAACUCAGGCAUGUCUAUUUUGGACAUUGGCCUGCUGACAGGGUUCAAAGUGGAUGAACGUGAUCUUUCAAAGUUACUCAGUGGUAAGGAUAAGUACAUUCAAAACUUUGAGUUGAACAAGGAGCUGUCAGAGCGAGGAUCUCUUAUCAUCUACAUAGAUAAGAUUUCUAAUAAAGAGAAGGACAGGCUUGUCUUCAGUAUGCACAAGAUGAAUGAAGUGGGAAUACUGCAGCCCGCCAGAAUCACUGUGUACGAGUACUAUGCUCCAGAUAAGCGUUGUGUGAAGUUCUACCAUCCUAAUAAGAAAGAUGGAUCGCUGAACAGACUCUGCCAUGAGGCGUUGUGCCAGUGUGUUGAAGAGAACUGCAGUUUGCAAAAGCAUGAACACAUCGAUGAGAAGGACCGUAAAGAUCAGGCCUGUAAACGUACAGCAGAAUACGUUUAUAAAACCAGGGUGCUGGAAAUGGGCUUCUCAUUGCAUGCAGACAUCUAUAACAUGACAAUUGAGAAAGUGGUGAAAGAAGGUUCUGAGGCAGAUGUGGAAGGAAAUAUAAGGUCGUUCUUGGCUCAUCCUUUCUGUAGAGAUUCUCUGAAAUUUGAAAAAGGCAAGACAUACCUGAUCAUGGGCCAAACCAAAAACCUUCCAAGGAUUGGUGGAAAGUUGAGGUACCACUUGGGUGAGGACACCUGGAUUGAAUACUGGCCAACAGACAAGGAGAGCCAGACAGUAGAACAUCGAAAACGGUAUAUCGGCAUCACCUCACUUGCCGAUGAGCUUCUCCGAUUUGGAUGCUCCACUUGAAGAUUUUCAUCUAUAGCAGCCUUGCAGCCACAGCUUAGCUUUUAAUUCAAGUAUAUUGUCAGAUUUAUAAACAAUUGCAGACUUUUUGUUUUAGUUCAUGCAGUAUGCUCAGUUCGC
Labeo rohita (rohu) is the source of this 5050-nucleotide messenger RNA. Its product is annotated as complement C3. The transcript has 41 exons. Gene Ontology annotation, molecular function: endopeptidase inhibitor activity; protein binding. The record is from RefSeq and is a predicted model, not a curated record. The coding region runs from base 8 to 4933 and encodes 1641 amino acids. Gene Ontology annotation, cellular component: extracellular region. NCBI's taxonomy places the organism in Eukaryota, Metazoa, Chordata, Actinopteri, Cypriniformes, Cyprinidae.